This is a messenger RNA of Aureobasidium vineae, 5442 nucleotides long. The record is from the annotation of a GenBank genome assembly. Lineage: Eukaryota; Fungi; Ascomycota; Dothideomycetes; Dothideales; Saccotheciaceae.
AUGGAUCCGCUGUCGUCCGAGUCUACACGUGCAGCGUCCAACCCCGUCGCAGCUGCGACGACUUCACCUCGUCUUGAUGCGCCCCGCUCGCUCUCUACUGCCACGUCCCACCGAUCUAUCAAAGACCUAGUCAAUCGCUUCAAUCAGCAAUCCACCAAAGACAAAGUACCCGUGCAACCUCCACGAGUCGCUCCGCGCUCCCGCCUCCAGCGCCCGCUGCGCUCGCCCACCAGAAAUCGCAACGCUUCCUCUCCCGUGGCCCGCUCUACCACCNCCCAAGACACCAUCUCGCCGCUGAAGAGCCCCACUCGCCGCAGCAAGAUCCGUACGCCUGCCUCGCUUGCUCCUGACCAAUCUCGUGCCCACAGCCAUGCUCCCCAUGACCCGGCUCAUGACAGCUUCUUCUCUCUAGCACCUCGUCGAGGUUCUGAUGGUAGCUUAAGCUCCUCCUCGGCACACUCUUCGAGCCUCCACAAGCGAUCGCAUUCCAACGUCGAGUACCAUCUACCCGCUCCUCUACAUUCAAGUCGCUCGCGUCCUAGCACUGCCCACAGGCGUGUGCGCAGCGACUAUGUUGGACCUGGAGCCGACUCUGCACUGUCAAUCCGCCCCAUUUCUUACAACUCAUUGCCUCGCAAUGCCUCGACUUCGUUGAUCAGCCCCUCGCGUAUCCCAGUCAGCAGUUCCAGACGUGCCGUCAGCGUGGAGCCUCUUUCGCCUACCACCUCACGCCACAUCUCGCAGAUGGGCCAGUCAGUCAAUCAUUUCCCCGCUCCCUCAUCGCCUCGUUCCCGCCACACAUCGUCCCAACGUGCUUCUUCUUCCGGCUCGAGUCUUUUAGGCCUGCCCACUCUCGGCAACACACGGUACGAUUCUUCUUUGCAUCAGCGACACGCUCUUGUGGGCAACAGCCUCAAAGCCUUCAUAAAUGCACCCCCUCCUUUAAAGUCUCCUCCGCUAAGAAGUUCACGCCCUAGGCCUCCUGUUUCUUCCGCCUCGACAGCCGCUUCACGUGCUCGAUCUGGUCAGCGUUUUGAGUCCUCGCUUGCCUCGCAGAGCAACGAUCCUGCUAGAUACCGAAAGAAGAAGAUUCCAGAGCUGGACAAUAUCGAUCUUGCCGCGCGAAAGGAGAAAAUUCAACGUGCCUUCAGCGUCAACUCGGCUGAUGCGUUUGGAAGGGACAGCUUGAGUGGUAGCGAUUCGAGACGUGGAAGUAACAUCAAUGACACGGCUAGUGAUGACCGGGAAGACCAGAGCGGCAACGGCCAGGACAUGGACUCUUCUUUCGAGCACACAGACGCUGAAUACACCGACACCGAACAAACCGAAGUCGACUACACCGAUCCAGACUUGUCCGAGGCCUCUGGUGUAUUGUCUCCAACCACCCCACGCAAUAUCCCUGGUGCUUUCAUCGACGACGAAGAGCCGCUACCUUCGACUAACCAUGUCAGCACUCCAGAGGCUCCUGCCUACUCAGAUUUAAAUUCUAGUCCGCCAAACCAUUUCGUCAGCGAUGCUAUCUACGAAGAGGAGGAGGCUGUGGCGGAUAGCUGCGAUGAGUCUUUGACUGGAGAGCACACGACCGAGGACAUGGCGCCAGAAACACUUCUCAGUCAGGUCAUGAAGAUGCGGGAGAGAAGCGUAUCGAGUGCUUCGCAUACAGACUUUGAAGAGGGCUCAUCAUUCACCCCCUCGGAAAAUGGAGAUCGUGCUUCAAUCCACAUCGUGCUUCAAGACGACGUCGCACCGGUAUCAAAGGCUGAGGACUGGUCUUCCGAUCUGCCUUCUUCUCCAGCACCCUACCACGCUUCUGGGCAGCCUGACUCUNCCCCAUCACUGCUCAGUCAGCGCGUCUCUGUGCCUUACCGCAUUCCUGACUCGGAUGAAGACAGUUUUGCCAGCGACGUCGCUCAGGUCGGACUCUCGUCGCCCUGGAUCGGCCAGUUGCCGCAUGUUGCACAUCUGGAANGAAGCGGAGCCCGAGACGCCCAAAAGUCCGACUUCGUUAAAGCCACAACGUCCGCAAACCUCAUUCCGGACGAAGACAAAACUCCACGUCAGUCGAAGCGUGCAGGCCGAGCUUCAGCAUUGGCUAUCAUACCUGACUGGAACGAGCAUGGUCAAGCUCGCGAGGCUGUGGACCGCAUCACCAGCCAGUACCAGGAGGUCGGCUCCGUAUCGCCUCAGAUGCUCCACGACUUCCAGCAGCACGUCGUGCCGCUCUCUCCCAGCCUUUCCAAAGCUGAAGCCAACGAUGCGGACUCUGUAGGAUUCCUUCUGGAUAGCAUACUGCGAGAACAGGCAGGUUCUCCUCAGCCGAGGAAAUCGGUAACUGAUUAUCUGUCCCCUACUUCGUAUAAUCCUUCCGAUCGCACAAACAUGGAAACACCAGAAGAGGAGAUUCGCGGCACUGCAAUUGUUUACAGCACUACAUACAGACGGUCUGCUGCGAGUCUGCCCAGAGCUUCUCAGGAUGCUCUCAACGACACUUCUUACUUGCAGUCUUUCUCUCCUUCUAGCAUCAUGGUCAACACUCCUGCAUCUCAAUACGAACUUGGCACUCCUGCUUCCGAGUAUUCGGGCACGACGACUCCAGCUCUGCCGGACACUACAUCUGGUGCAGCCAACGACGACGAUGACUAUCGACCUCCACCCCCACCCAAGGACUAUGGUUACUCACCUCGAUCAAGUAUCGGCCAGCUGUCGAUGAGAUCACUGAGCCAAGCAUUGCCUUCGUCUCGUAGCAGCAGAUCCUCAGAUAGACUUCGACUGCCAGAAAUUCCUAUGGGUACUGGGCUUGGACUCACCAUGUCCAACUCUUCUGCGGACACCGCAAGACCCCAACCACCACUGCCAGAACACGCACCUCCUCUACCCCCACUUGCAAACGGACAGGAGUUGCCGUUCGAGGUCAUUCUCACGGACGCUUCUCCCGGACCUACUUUCACCAGUCAUCCGACAAGUCCAGUUUCAACGCGGUCGAGGACACAAGACGAACGCCAUAGGAACUUCUCAACACCUUCACGUCCAUCAAUGGAGUCGAUGAAGCCUGAGAUGAUCCCGUUACCUCCUUCACAAUCAAUGUCUUCGUUCCAGUCGUCUUCUGUUCGACCGUCUGUCGACUAUGGCCCGCCCCCUGCAACGAUGCCUCCAUCUCCCAAUCCAGAGACCGAGCGCCUUACCAAGCGCAGGCACAUUGUCCAAGAGGUCAUAGACACUGAGUACUCCCAUCAUCAAGACAUGAAAAUCAUUGAGGACAUCUACAAGGACACUGUAGGCGAUUACGUUUCUGAAGAGGACAGAAAGACCCUUUUUGGCAACGUCGACCAAGUCGAGAAGUUCUCACUCGAAUUCUACGAUGCGUUGCGCAAGGCCGCCGCGCCAAUUUAUGUUCCGCCCAAGACUUCUCGCUGGCAACCCAAGAGGGGCAGCUUCUCGACUUCAAACAGCGAUGGAAAUUCAACAUCUGUGAUCAUAGACGACGACAAGGACCGAUUGACCACGAUUGGUGGUGUCUUUGCCAAGCACAUGGCUCGCAUGGAGCACGUCUACGAGGUCUAUCUGAAGAAUCAUGAGAACGCCAACAACUGUUUGAAGAGGAUCCAGACAGAACCUCUCGUAAGCUCUUGGCUUGAAGAGUGUCAGAAGAUGGCUAGCGAUAUCACUGGUGCCUGGAACCUGGACUCGUUGCUAGUAAAGCCCACGCAACGCAUUCUCAAGUAUAGUCUUUUGCUUGGAGACUUGCUCAAACACACGCCUGAGAAUCAUCCUGACCGAAAACCGUUGAAACAUUCGCAUGAGGGUAUUCUUGCAGUUUGCAAAAGAAUCAACGAAUCCAAGAAGCGCUCAGAAUACGUCCAAGAAGUACAUAGGAAACGCGCCAAGUCCAACGCCCGUAGUGCCCUUGCCGUCUUCCUCGCAAAGAAGGACACCGUUAAGGAUCGCGUUGGAGCAGAGGAAGCCCACAAGGAUCCUGAGUUCGACCAAGCAGUCCAAGCGCUCAACGGGCACUAUCUGAAGCUGCAAAUCUGCAUGCGAGACAUUCAACACACUCUGGAAGAGCUCGAAAAGCCCGUUGCUCACUUUAUGAGAUUUGCCGACGCUCUGCAAAAAUACAUAGAAUGCGAGCCAAACAAUUGCCCUGAGAUCGAGAGCAAGUUCCGCAAGUUCAUCCUUGCUAUCAACGAGCUCUGCACUGUUGCUCUACCAGAUCACAAAGCCCGGGUCCAGGCACAUGUCGUGAAUCCGAUGCUCGAAUGUCUCAAGCUCUAUGCUGGCCCCCAACACCUGAUAGCAAAGCGCAAGAAGCGCGUCGCAGAUUAUGCCCGACUUCAGGCGAUGCAGCAAAAGGGUCAGAAACCCGAUGCUAAAACCGUCGAUGCCGCAGAAGUCUAUGAAGCGCUCAACGAGCAACUCAAACUUGAUUUGCCCCGACUCUACACGCUGCAGUCGGAGUUGGUCAGAGCUUGUCUGAACACCCAUGUCUACCUUCAAUCUCAAUGGUGGUGGUUGUGGAAAGAGAAGCUCGCGCCGGUCGUUGACUUCACAUACGCUGGUUAUAACGAGAUCUGGCCAGCCUUUGCUGACGAGUACGAAUUUGUCCAUUCACAAGUGUUGUCCCUUGGUAUCUGCAACGGCGCAUUGCUUGCCGACAGCUUCAACUUCCUGUCACCUCAGACCACUCUGGUUGGUGAUGAGACUAUCUCCUCUCAAGCUUCGACACGACGUCCCUCGAUUCUGCCCAACGGUCAUAGGACCAUGUCCAUCGGCAGCGAGAACCAGCCUUUGUUCACUCCCAGUGACUUCAACAAGUCUUUCACCUCAGCGACAGGAUCUCCAGUACUGCCUGAUUCUGGCCAACCCGGCUAUUAUGGUAGGAUGCGGUCCAGCUCAUCUCUGUCUACUCGUGGUCGCGCUCCUAGUGUGGGUGCGAGCCAAAACAGCAGUCUCCCUCCCUCGCGCAUGCCCAGCAUCGUACCCAAGGCUUCAUUCUCUGCCAACAGACCUUCGACUGCGCAGCGUCCUGCGGAUCUGAAGAGCAUGUCUUCGCGCAUGAGCUUGGACACUGCAAAGCGUAGUCCUAGCGUACGCCCUGGCUCUGCAGUGAGCUCUCAACAACAGCAUCAAGAACCGCGCUUCUCUGGAAUGUUCAACUCGGCUAUGCCUAUGUCCGAUGCUCCUGUCAGUCCUGGUCCUAUGUCGCCACAGCAUGCACCAAUCGAUGCGCCAGUAAUGUUUGUGGCCGCCAGUUUGUUCGAGUUCAACAUCGAUCGAGCCCGACGCGAAGCAGGCUACCCAUAUAUGACCUACGUCGAAGGCGAAGUCUUUGACGUCGUUGCGCAGAAGGGCGAGCUUUGGCUUGCAAAGAACCAAGAUGACCCGACCAACUCACUUGGAUGGAUUUGGGAACAGCACUUUGUCAUCCUCUCCCAAGAAUCUUAG